CAGACGGGGUGCGAGGGAGCGGGCAGACGAUGCUGACCGUGGCGGCGGCUCUCGGCCUCAGGCGCACCCUCCGCAACAAAUCCUUCCCCUCCCUUGCUGCUAUGCCAUUCCUCCCCUCCGCCUCUCCACCCUCCUCCUCUCUCCCCCGGAGCCCUAGCCCUCGCCCUCGCACUCCCCCUAGCCCGCGCCUCCCGCUCCCGCCGGCCCUCCUCCGCUCCCUCGUCACCGCGGCGCGGGCGGUGCCCCCGUCCCUCCUCGCGCCUCGGGCGCGGCCCGCCAUGGCGUCGCGGGCCGUCUCGGCGUCGGCGGCGGCGGCGGGGGAGGUGACGCACCUCUCGCAGCAGGAGGCGGCGGAGAUCGACGAGCAGCUCAUGGGCCCGCUCGGCUUCAGCGUCGACCAGCUGAUGGAGCUCGCGGGGCUGAGCGUCGCGGCGGCCGUUGCGGAGGUUUACAAGUUGGGUGAAUGUACAAGGGUGCUUGUCAUCUGUGGUCCAGGAAAUAAUGGUGGUGAUGGUCUGGUAGCUGCUCGUCACCUUCAUCACUUUGGAUAUAAGCCUUACGUAUGUUAUCCAAAACGCACGCCCAAGCCUCUGUAUUCCGGCCUUUGUACUCAGCUUGAAUCACUGGCAAUCCCGUUUGUUCCUGUUGAAGACCUACCUGAAAACUUAUCGGAGGAGUUUGACAUCAUUAUUGAUGCAAUGUUUGGUUUCUCAUUUCAUGGAACACCAAGACCACCAUUUGAUGAUCUUAUCAACAGGCUUGUUUCACUGAGUGUUAAUGGUAACUCUGCUAAAAGACCAGCAAUUGUUUCUGUUGAUAUCCCUUCGGGGUGGCAUGUUGAAGAGGGAGAUGUCAAUGGAGGGGGGUUUAAACCCGAUAUGCUGGUAUCAUUAACUGCACCGAAGCUCUGUGCGAAAAAAUUUACUGGUCCACACCAUUUUCUUGGGGGUAGAUUUGUUCCCCCACCUAUUUUGAGCAAAUAUAAGCUUCAUCUUCCUCCAUAUCCUGGUACCUCAAUGUGUGUGAGAAUUGGAAAAGCUCCAUCUGUUGACAUUUCAACUCUAAGAGAAAACUACAUCUCCCCUGAACUCUUGGAGAAUCAAGUGAUGCCUGAUCCAUUUGAUCAGUUCGCCAGAUGGUUUGAUGAAGCUGUUACUGCUGGUCUACGUGAACCAAAUGCUAUGGCUUUAACAACUGCCAACAAGGAGGGAAAACCUUCGUCAAGAAUGGUUCUUUUAAAGGGUGUUGAUAAACAGGGAUUUGUUUGGUAUACAAAUUAUGGUAGCCAGAAGGCACAUGAUUUAUCUGAGAAUCCAAAUGCUGCACUCCUUUUCUACUGGAAUGAGAUGAACCGGCAGGUAAGAGUAGAAGGUUCUGUUCAGAAGGUUUCAGAAGAAGAAUCUGAGAAGUAUUUCCACAGCCGCCCACGAGGAAGUCAACUUGGUGCAAUUGUCAGCAAGCAGAGCACUGUCAUUGCUGGAAGGGAAGUUCUUCAGCAGGCGUACAAGGAAUUGGAACAAAAAUAUUCUGAUGGCGUGAUCCCAAAACCUGAUUACUGGGGUGGGUACAGAUUAAUACCAAAACUUUUUGAGUUCUGGCAAGGCCAACAGUCUCGUCUGCAUGACCGGCUACAGUAUUCACUGCGAGAAGUAGAUGGGAAUACAGUAUGGCACAUCGAGAGGUUGUCCCCUUGACUAGUAACCCCAUCCCAGCUCUUUGGUAAAGGAUCUCAUCUUAUUACCAGUAAAUCAAAUCUUAUCCAGCUGCAAGGAGUCCCAGUUACUCGAUGAUGGUAGUGCCAUGAUUAGAUCGCGUGUUUGAGUGCCUGAAGCUCCACUUUGCGGUGUUUGAGUGCCUGAAGCUCCACUUUGCGAAAUCCCCUUCACAUGGUGAUGGUGAUGUAGUCGGUGAAGGCUCCUCGCAGGGUUAAUGAUUUUGCUGUAAAUGCCAUUUAAAUUUACCCGUUCUGUAGAAAGAAUCUUGAUGAGAAUCUCAUUAAAUUAUCUCAGCCCGUCGUAUGGUAUUUGACAAAUGAUAGAUGGAAGAAAUAAUGUUCUGGGAGGAAAUAAGUCUUUGUCAGCCAUGAAGCAUAUAAAUAAAGUUGUGUGCUGCAUUUUCAUUGUA
This is a messenger RNA of Oryza brachyantha (malo sina), 2124 nucleotides long. RefSeq names its product pyridoxine/pyridoxamine 5'-phosphate oxidase 1, chloroplastic. Bases 30 to 1694 code for a protein of 554 amino acids. The record is from RefSeq and is a predicted model, not a curated record. Gene Ontology annotation, biological process: pyridoxine biosynthetic process. Lineage: Eukaryota; Viridiplantae; Streptophyta; Magnoliopsida; Poales; Poaceae. Gene Ontology annotation, molecular function: FMN binding; pyridoxamine phosphate oxidase activity; NAD(P)HX epimerase activity. Gene Ontology annotation, cellular component: mitochondrion. The transcript is spliced from 13 exons.